Paecilomyces variotii is the source of this 1158-nucleotide messenger RNA. RefSeq names its product isocitrate dehydrogenase subunit 2 mitochondrial precursor. Gene Ontology annotation, biological process: isocitrate metabolic process; tricarboxylic acid cycle. The transcript is spliced from 6 exons. Gene Ontology annotation, molecular function: isocitrate dehydrogenase (NAD+) activity; magnesium ion binding; NAD binding. The coding region runs from base 1 to 1158 and encodes 385 amino acids. Gene Ontology annotation, cellular component: mitochondrion. NCBI's taxonomy places the organism in Eukaryota, Fungi, Ascomycota, Eurotiomycetes, Eurotiales, Thermoascaceae. The record is from RefSeq and is a predicted model, not a curated record.
AUGAUCUCUGCUCGUGCUUUCGUUGCGCCGUCGCGCCAAUGCCUGCGCAGAGUUCGCGUCGCUCCCAGCUGCCCGUCGCCAUUUUCCCAGAUUCGAGGCUAUGCUGCUGCCGCCGACGAGGCUGUUGCUAAGUUCAAGGGACAGAAGGGUUCUGACGGAAAAUACACGGUAACUCUGAUUGAGGGUGAUGGUAUCGGUCCCGAGAUUUCGCAGUCCGUCAAGGACAUUUUUUCGGCAGCAAAUGCCCCUAUCAAAUGGGAACCCGUUGAUGUGACCCCCAUUCUCAAGGAUGGCAAGACCGCCAUUCCCGACGAUGCUAUCCGCAGUGUGCAGAAGAACUUUGUUGCGCUGAAGGGACCUCUGGCUACUCCCGUUGGAAAGGGUCACGUUUCUCUGAACCUGACCCUGCGCCGUACCUUCAACCUCUUCGCCAACGUCCGUCCCUGCCGAUCGAUCGCUGGCUACAAGACCCCCUACGACAACGUCGACACUGUCCUGAUCCGUGAGAACACCGAGGGUGAAUACUCCGGCAUUGAGCACGUCGUUGUCGAUGGUGUUGUUCAGAGUAUCAAGCUUAUCACCCGCGAGGCUUCCGAGCGUGUCCUCCGCUUUGCUUUCCAGUAUGCCCGCGCGAUCAACAAGAAGAAGGUCCGUGUUGUGCACAAGGCCACCAUCAUGAAGAUGUCCGACGGUCUCUUCCUGAACACUGCCCGGGAAAUCGCCAAGGAGUUCCCCGACGUCGAGUUCGAUGCUGAGCUCCUGGACAACGCCUGCCUGAAGAUCGUUACCGACCCCACCCCCUACAACGACAAGGUCCUGGUCAUGCCCAACCUGUACGGUGACAUUCUGUCCGACAUGGGCGCCGGUCUGAUCGGUGGUCUGGGUCUCACUCCCUCCGGUAACAUUGGUGACGAGUGCUCCAUCUUCGAGGCUGUCCACGGUUCCGCUCCUGACAUUGCUGGCAAGGGUCUCGCCAACCCCACUGCUCUGCUGCUCUCCAGUAUCAUGAUGCUCCAGCACAUGGGUCUGACCGAGCACGCUGGCCGCAUCCAGAAGGCCAUCUUCCAGACCCUGGCUGAGGGAAAGACUCUCACCGGUGACCUUGGUGGCAAGGCCAAGACUCACGAGUACGCUGAUGCUAUCAUUAAGCACCUGUAA